Molecule: messenger RNA, 2229 nt
Organism: Habropoda laboriosa
Lineage: Eukaryota; Metazoa; Arthropoda; Insecta; Hymenoptera; Apidae
Gene: Gdi
Product: rab GDP dissociation inhibitor beta
Exons: 6
Coding region: 194-1468 (424 amino acids)
Biological process (GO): protein transport; vesicle-mediated transport; small GTPase-mediated signal transduction
Cellular component (GO): cytoplasm
Molecular function (GO): Rab GDP-dissociation inhibitor activity
Source: RefSeq, a predicted model, not a curated record
GCGGCUCCGUCAUCGGUAGCGAAACGAAAGAACGAGGUCUUCCGUUCCGGCAUAAUAGCCGUGCGAGGUGGCAGACGUGCGACCGUGUACUAUCAUUUUCCGACUUUCAUAGCAUUCCCGAGAAAGACUUAACGAGGAAUUCGCGCUCGUGCGUUUCAGUGCUGUGAUUCAGUUCCUUCGCAUUUCGAACAACAUGAAUGAAGAAUACGACGCGAUCGUGUUGGGCACCGGACUCAAGGAAUGCAUACUUUCGGGUAUGCUUUCGGUCAGUGGGAAGAAAGUGCUCCAUGUAGAUCGUAAUAAAUAUUACGGUGGUGAAUCUGCCUCGAUCACGCCUCUUGAGGAUCUAUUCGCGAAAUUCAAAGCCCCACCACCGGAUGAAAGCUAUGGUCGUGGUCGCGACUGGAACGUUGAUUUGAUUCCAAAGUUCCUGAUGGCAAACGGCUUAUUAGUGAAGCUUCUAAUUCACACUGGCGUGACGCGGUAUCUGGAAUUCAAAUGCGUGGAGGGAUCGUACGUUUAUAAGUCCGGGAAGAUCUUCGAGAAAAGGCGCUUCCGUAGUUUCCUUAUAUGGGUGCAAAAUAUGCAAGAAGAUGACCGCAAGACAUGGGACGGCUUCGACCCGUUUAAUAGUAGCAUGAGUGCUUUGUACACUAAGUUUAAUCUCGAUAAAAACACUCAAGAUUUCACGGGGCAUGCAUUAGCCCUUUAUAGAGACGACGACUACAUUAGCCAAAGCGCAAUUACUACUAUAAGAAGGAUUAAAUUGUAUAGCGAUAGUUUAGCACGUUACGGAAAAUCGCCAUACCUGUAUCCUAUGUACGGUUUAGGCGAACUUCCUCAAGGCUUCGCGCGACUUAGCGCCAUUUAUGGUGGAACGUACAUGUUGGAUAAGCCAAUCGAUGAAAUCGUGAUGAAGGACGGAAAAGUCGUUGGAGUACGUUCAGGCGACGAAGUAGCCCAAUGCAAACAAGUAUUUUGUGAUCCCACGUAUGUACCUGAUCAGGUGAAAAAAGUGGGUCAAGUGAUAAGAUGCAUUUGUCUCUUAGACCAUCCUAUACCAAGUACAGGGGAUGCUCUUUCCACGCAAAUCAUUAUUCCUCAGAAACAAGUUAAUCGUAAUUCCGAUAUCUACGUAUCUUUAGUAUCGCAUACUCAUCAAGUAGCAGCAAAAGGAUGGUUCAUUGCCAUGGUGUCUACUACGGUUGAAACGAAGAAUCCAGAAGCUGAGAUUAAACCCGGUUUGGAUCUCCUCGGUCCGAUCAGACAAAAGUUCAUAUCGGUAUCUGAUUAUAUGGAACCCACAGACAAUGGUCUGGAGAGUCAGAUCUUUAUAUCGACAAGUUACGAUGCCACAACGCAUUUUGAAACCACUUGUUUAGAUGUUUUGGAUAUAUUUAAACGAGCCACUGGAGAAGAGUUCGAUUUUAACAAAGUAAAGCAAGAUCUAGGCGAUGAAGAUCAGUAACCGUAAGAUAAUUACACUUACUGGUCAGUUUUAAAACUAGUUCAUCCUGAAUUGAAAAAAAAAAUGAGUGAGCAACAUAAUUUAAUUGUGUAUAUACCGACAACGUCGGUGUUUAUCUGAGUCUUGGUGCAGAUACGAUCUGUAAUUAGACUCAUGCCUAAUCCUAGAUUCUCGUUAAUGGAGGAUUUCAAAACAAACGCAAACUUUAUUCAAAAUUUAUUUUUAAAAUUUAUCCCAAUCUCAUUCUAAAAACUGCCCUUUUUACAUUUUGUCUGAAGUACUACACGUUGUACGACCAUUUUCACAAAAGAAAAAAAAAAUUGAUAUUAGAACUUGUACCAUUCGUCGUCUGAAUAUUUUCGAUAAACUUUGAACGAAUCACAAAAUGCAAUUUACUGUACGGUUUGAGUGUAUCUAUGUAUUCGUCACUAACAUGUUUUUUGGAGUAAACAUGACGGUGCCGAUUAUCGCGACUUUAUAAAUGUAUCAUAUUUUAACUAUCAAAUUAAACAAUAAGAUUAACCGUUUAUUGAGAUUGUAAAUGUUAAAAGAAUCCUAUAGUUAUACUGCUAAUUCCAGUAGUCAAAGGAUCAUGCGUUACGACACGAGGUACAAGAUAGAAGUAAUUUAAGAAAGUGAAUUCUACACGCAGGUAUAUAAAUAGCAUGCCGCGGUAUAGCAUUAGAAAAUAUGUCAUACUUCUGCACAUUUAGUUAUGAUAUCAUUUAAAAUUUCAAACAAAUUUCAAAAAAAAAAAAAAA